ACUUCUCCUCUGGCUCACAAGCGGGUGCCUUCCCCAGCCGCCGCCGCCGCCGCCUGCGCUCCGCGUGGGGACCCCAAGACGCCUCUCUUUGUGCUCCUCCAACCCAGAGAAACUUCUCCCGGCUCCGAGGCGUCCAGCAUGUUCCAGUGGUGAGUGGAGCUCUUUUUCCAACGAGACCUCUUUGAUUUGCACCUUUUCCAGCUGUGCGUUGCUCCAACUCCGAGGGUCCUUUUUUUGCUCUCCAAGACGCGCGUUUGAAGAAUCGCCUCUUUCCUUCCCAUCUUUCGCUGGCUAAGGGGAGCAUCCCAAUCCAAGGCUUCUUCCUUCUUCUUUUUUCAGCGUGAGUUUUUCUCAUCCUCCCUCCUUCCGUUGCCUUUCCUGCUAAAACACCAUCCUAGGGGUUGGUGAUUAAAAGCGUGGAGCAGAGUGGUUUUCUUCAACUCCAGCUCUUGCUUUCAGAGUAACCCACCCCACUACAGUGGUACCUCGGGUUAAGUACUUAAUUCGUUCCGGAGGUCCGUACUUAACCUGAAACGUCUUAACCUGAAGCACCACUUUAGCUAAUGGAGCCUCCUGCUGCUGCUGUGCCGCCGGAGCACGAUUUCUGUUCUUAUCCUGAAGCAAAGUUCUUAACCCGAGGUACUAUUUCUGGGUUAGCGGAGUCUGUAACCUGAAGCGUAUGUAACCUGAAGCGUCUGUAACCCGAGGUAUUCAUCUGUAUUCAUCUUUUCUGUGCUUUGCUUCACUCGCCCCCAUCCCAUUUAAUUUUAUUUUUUUAUGCUCAGGCUUCAGUGUUCUUGUAAAAAACAAAAGGCGACAAGUUAAGUGGGCCUGGGGGUGGCUGGAUGAAGAUGUUGAAACCCUGCAGGGUGCAAAGUGCACAUUCCAUACUAGGGGAUUUGUUAAAGAGGAGAUCCGAAUCAGAACUGGCGAUAUCUUAAGGCUGCCCUGGUGGCGAGACCCGGCUCGGAAUGCUGUGUGCGUUUCUGGUUCUUGGACCUCGAAAAGGCUAUUGUGGAGUUGGAAAAAUGUUCAGAAAAGGGCGACACCCCCUCCGGAAAGGUUGCAGCGUUUGGGAAUUCUUAGUGCAGAGAAAAAGCGAAUUAAAGGGUUGGGGGGAACAAUGGGAAAGAUGUCUGAGAUGGUGUCUAGAAAAUGGACAGUGAAACGUUUUUCUCCGGCUUUCAUGAUCCUAAGGCACAGGGUCACCCAGGGAGCUGAAGGAUAGGAGAUUCAGGACAGAAACAAAGGAAGUUUUCCAGUGGCUUUCUGGCCACAGUGUAGAUGUUCUGCCUCCCCUGUCAGGCAGUGCGCCUCUGAAUGCCGGUUCACGGGAGGGGAGAGAUUUCUUGCGCCCGGAUACCACUUGCAGGUUCCCUGUGCUGUCUGUCUGCUUGGCCACUGGGAGCACAGGCUACUGGACUCGAUGGGCCAGUUGCAUUGCUCCGGCAAAGUUCAUAUUUUCUUUUACUGGCUGACAGUAUAUCAAUGGGUAGGAUUUUUAAUGCAUUUAGGAAGUUAGGAAAUGCAGAUCUGAGAGUCAUAUGCAUUGCAUAUGAGUUGCAUUGCUCCAGCAAAGUUCUUCAUAUUUUCUCUUAUUAGCUGACAAUAUCUCUAGCUGACAGUACAGUGGUACCUUGGGUUGAGUACUUAAUUCGUUCUGGAGGUCCGUUCUUAACCUGAAACUGUUCUUAACCUGAAGCACCACUUUAGCUAAUGGGGCCUCCCGCUGCUGCCGCGCGAUUUCUGUUCUCAUCCUGAAGCAAAGUUCUUAACCCGAGGUACUAUUUCUGGGGUAGCGGAGUCUGUAACCUGAAGCCUAUGUAACCCGAGGUACCUCUCUACAUCAGUGGGUAGGACUUUUAAUGCAUUUAGGGAGUUAGGAAAUGCAGAUCUGAGAGUCAUAUGCAUUGCAUAUGAGUUGCAUUGCUCCGGCAAAGUUCUUCAUAUUUUCUCUUAUUAGCUGACAGUAUAUCAAUGGGUAGGACUUUUAAUGCAUUUAGGAAGUUAGGAAAUGCAGCUGAGAGAGAGAGAGAGAGAGAGAGAGAGAGAGACGUUGGUGGCCAAAGAUGCUUGCUAACUGUAGUUUCCUGUAACGGAUUCAUCUCAGAAACAACCCUAUCUUUCCAUCCCAGCCUUGCAUUUUCUCGGUUUGAGGUUUUCAUCCUGAAAUCAAAAGAUUAAUGAGACCUACGAUUUAUGGUGUGAUCCUGUGUCUGAUGAUUACGCAGCAGUCUUCCUAUAUUUAGUGGGGGUUACUCCCGAGUAAUUGGAUCACAGGUGUGUGUGGGGGGGCUUGUGGUCAAGCCUCUUUUCACCCAAAGGGCUCUGUGGAUGACUUGGUCCUGGGGGGUCACACACUUUCAACCCAACCUACCUCGCAGAGUCGUCAUAAGGCUAGCCCAUCCCUUGAGCAACUUGCGAAUCAAAAUAUGAUGCUGAUUGUUUGCAGGGGUGGUUGGAGUGAAGGACAAGUGGCCAAACUCUUAUUUAUACCUUCAUUAUUAUUAUUUUUUUAAAGAGAGACUAGGAUACUAGUCCACUGGUGUGUUGCACAUCCUGCAACAGCGUGGAUCCAGUUUAACAACUGAGCUGCCACUGAUUUUCUGCUCAGCGAUCCAGAGUAUGAAACUCUUGCUUCGAAACAUGAGCAAUUGCUCGCUGGAUCAAAUCAAGGUCCAUUUAGGGGGUCUGCUAGAACACUGGCCAGUGGUGUGUUCAUGAACUACAACAGACCUUCUGUUCAUCGUGGCUAAAGAUAAGAAGAGACCACUGGCACCAACCUUUUUGCAAGCUCCCUUGCACAGGAUAAGUUUGGUCCAUCAAGCUCAGUAUUGUACAUUAGCAAUAUCAAAAGCAACACAAUGGCCAGAAAAUUACAAUAUUUUGAAUUAUUUCAUAAAGUUUUUCACAUUGCAAUUGUUUCUGGCCAUUGUGUUGCUUUUGAUAUUGCUGACUCGUAUUUUGCAACACGGGGGUUUGUUUGUUUACUCAGUAUUGUACGUUGACUGCUAACUCUCCAGGGUUUAUAGAUAGGGGGCAUCCCAAGUCCUACCAGGAAAUGCCAGGGACUCACCAUCUUGUGUUACUUGUUAGGGAAAGAUGGAAGCUGCCUUAGAUGUCAGGCUGCUGGUGUAUCUUGGCUCCUGGGUCUUUUUUAGCUCUAGGUGAAUUUGCAGCAAAAUCUGCAUCUUCCUCCUGUAACAAAGGGGCGAGUGGAUUUGGGACAAGUUUGCACAACCUCCAGAAAUCGGAAGGAUUGAGAACGGAGCGGAGGAGAAUCUCCUUCUCUGCACCGUCUCUGUAUGGUGCUCUGGAGAAGUUGGUGGCUGUUUUUGUGAGGGGUUCGGUCACCUGCCGCACAGUCAGGUUCCAUCAUCAUCAUUAUUUUUUAUUGAAUUUUACAAGAAAAGAAAAGGAAAAAGAAACAAAAAACAAUACAUAGCACUGUAAACACAUUUAUAUACAUGUUUUCCAAAAUGCAAACUAAUAAAGAAAAUACUUUUUAUAACCAAUAAUAUUACCAAAUUCAUGCUUCAAGCAUUACAAUAUAUAAAUCUUAGUUAAAAUAUUAUAAAAGACUUUCAGCACACGUCUCUUAGUUAUCUUGCUCGCCUUUCCAUCUGUUCUUCAAUCAUUUCCCUUCCUUAGAUUCUUUCAUAAUCAGCCAAAUAGUUAUGUUCUCUAUAUUCUUCACAAGGUUAGUCUAGGCACAACCAAACUUCCAUAUUUGAGCCCUGCUUGUAUAAAUAUUCGUUUAAGCAUUCCCAUUGUUUCUGAAUUAUAAUUUUUGAUUUAUACCUUAUUGAAUAAGUCAGUUUUGCUAACUCCAGGUACUCACAUAGUUUACUUAGCCAUUCCCCUUUUGUUGGGAAAUAAUUUCCUUUCCAAUGACUUGCUACCAACGUUCUCGCUGCUGUUGCAUCAUUAAAUAGCUGGCUGGGAGGGUCUUGUGCAACAAACCUGCUUCCCCGGAAGAUCAGACUUUUUGCGAUAAGGAAAGUGAAGAUGUGAAAAGGAUAAGGGAAAGGGCAGUGCGGAGGGAACACUUGCUUUUGGAACACUUGCUUUUGACACAUCAUCCCUCUAACCUCCCCGCAAACAUAUAAGAAUUGUUGUUGUUGUGUCGUUUAGUCGUGUCCGCCUCUUCGUGACCCCCUGGACCAGAGCACGCCAGGCACUCCUGUCUUCCACUGCCUCCUGCAGUUUGGUCAAACUCAUGCUGGUAGCUUCGAGAACACUGUCCAACCAUCUCGUCCUCGGUCGUCCCCUUCUCCUUGUGCCCUCCAUCUUUCCCAACAUCAGGGUCUUUUCCAGGGAGUCUUCUCUUCUCAUGAGGUGGCCAAAUUCUUGGAGCUUCAAGAUCUGUCCUUCCAGUGAGCACUCAGGGCUGAUUUCCUUUAGAAUGGAUAGGUUAUAUAGAUAUAAGAAUUAAGGUAAAGGUAAAGGGAACCCCAACUGUUUAGUCCAGUCGCGGACGACUCUGGGGUUGCGGCACUCAUCUCGCUUUAUUGGCUGAGGGAGCCGGUGUACAGCUUCCAGGUCAUGUGGCCAGCAUGACUAAGCCACUUCUGGCGAACCAGAGCAGCGCACGGAAACACCGUUUACCUUCCCGCCGGACGUGCUUUCGAACUGCUAGGUUGGCAGGAACACAGACCGAGCAACGGGAGCUCACCCCGUCGCGGGGAUUCGAACCGCCGACCUUCUGAUCGGCAAGUCCUAGGCUCUGUGGUUUAACCCACAGCGCCACCCGCUCAUCAAAUAGAACACACAUUCCAAUCUCCCUGCAACAAAUGAAGAUGGGUGCUCAAUAACUAGGUUGUCUGGAUGUGUCUUUUGACACCUCCUAUUUAAUUAUUUUACUGCAUUUUUAUCCCACCUUUUCCUCCAAGGGGUUCAGGGUGGUGUAGAUGGUUCCCUCCUCAUUUAAUCCCCACAAUAACCCUGUGAGGAAGGUUAGGCUGAGAGGCAGCGACUGGCCCAAGGCGAGACCUUCAUGGCCAAGUGGGGAUUUGAGCCUUCAUGUCCCAGGUCUUAGUCUGAUGCUCUAACCACUACACCACACUGUCCCUCCUAAAUAUCUCCUUUAAAGAUCUGCUGUCACUUAAUUCCGACCGCUGCUGGUUCCAUGGAUGAGAAUCCACAGCCUGUUUUAUAGCUGAAAGCUUCUGAGCGGGUGACUUACGUUUUUUCUGUUUUCUUUUGUUCUUUUUGCAUAGAGCAACAGGAAAUGGCAAAUCUGCCACAGGGGAGAUUUUGUGCAUUGGGAUCUAAACUGCUGGCUGAAAGCAGCGGUUGGAUGGCCAUCUGCCAUAGAUGCUUUAGCCGAGAUUCCUUCAUUGCAGGGGGUUGGACUAGAUAACCCCUGGGGUACCCCCAACUCUACAAUUCUAUGGUUCUAUGAAGGGCUUCUCCUUUUUUUAUCUUAAUUUUUAUUAAGUUUUCCAUAUUCCAUUACAUUUUCAUUACACAAAUCCUUGACUUAAAGCAUUGCUCACACAAAGCAAUCCUUCCCUCCCUCUUUCUGACUUCCAAACUCUUUUACCAAUUCUUCGCAUUUCCAUAGCCACUUUUUUACCUUAUAUCUUCUUUUGACAUUCACCUCCUUAUAUGCAAAUCAGCUCCUUAUUUUCACAUUACCAAACAUUUCAACUCAGACCUACAAACGUUUUCAAACGUUUACAGUUUUCUUUCAUAUAAGAUAUAAAUUUGCUCCAGUCCUUUUGAAACAGUUCGUCACUCUGAUUCCGGAUCUUCCCCGUCAGCUUUGCCAACUCCACAUAUUCAACCAUCUUUAUCUGCCAAUCUUCCAAUGUAGGAAGUUCCUGCUGCUUCCAUUUCUGGGCCAGAAGUAUUCUUGCAGCCGUUGUGGCAUACAUGAACAAAUUUAUGUCUUUUUAAAAAAUUUCCUCACCAAUUAACCCCAACAGAAAAGCAUCUGGAUUUUUAUUAAAAUUAUACUUAAAUACCUUUUUCAAUUCAUUAUAUAUAAUAUCCCAGAAGGCUUUCACCUUAGUACAAGUCCACCACAUAUGGAGGAAAUUCCCCUUAUGAAGGGCUUUUCCUUAUCUUCCCCUUGCACAAGAUUUAGCCUUUUUAGGUUUCAUUUCAUCGUUCCAGGCUGAAGUUUCGUUUAUUUCUUUCCAAGCAUCAGCCGUAACGCAUUAGGCCUGAGGGUCUCUAUUUCACUUUUGAUGGAAAGAAAGUGUUAAUUUCACAACUGGGGAGAAAGCCACACACCUGCGGCUGGGUCAGGGCAGGAACUGUAUGAGUAAGCUCUAGCUAUUUAGCUGCCUGUUCCUCUUGUGUAAUUUCCAGGAUUGGCAGCGUUCAGAAGAGUAAUCUAGUAACGUGCUGGAAAGGUGGAUUUCCCCACCGAAAUAAAAAUAAAAAUAAUUUAUCUUUUGUGUCGUCAGAGCCAGUGUGGUGUUGUGGUUAGAGCAGUGGACUAAGAUCUGGGAGACCAGAGUUCAAAUGGCCACUCAGCCUGUGGGGAUAGCUCAGUUGGGUCAUGGGUUCGAAUCCCACAUUGGGAUUUCAUGGGGUUGGACUAGAUGACCCUUGUUCCAACUGUGAUUCCAUGAAUCUGGGGUCACAUGGGGUGCCCUUGGGCUGCCUCUCUCAGCCUAACCUACCUCACAGGAUUGUUGUGGGGAUUAAAUGAGGAGGGGGAGAACCUGGGAAAUAAAGGAGAGAUAUAGACGCAGUAAAUAAAAGUAGAUAAAUAUACAUAACUGACCUCCGUUCAAAAUUCUCCAGCUGAUCAGCUGUAGCAAUAAGUACAAAUAAUGGCAGGUUGAAUUUCAUAGGGUCACUUAAAUGACGUGUUGAAAACAAGACUAACUUGUCUUUGAAAAAAGGUUGGUUAUCUUAGCAUACCAGUAAAAAAUGACCGCGGACGGGGUUUGCAUUAAGACUGGACAAGGAGCCACAUGCCACAGAUUUAAUUGAUAACCAAAUCAGAGUCCAGGUUUUAGAACUAUCAAGAGCAGGGGUUGGGGGCGAUUCCUGCACUGGUUUAAAAUAAAUUGGCAUUCUUCCCUUGUUUCCAAAUGCCAGGCUUUAGAUUGUGUGACGUGGAGGGUGCCUCUGACCAUGCACAAAAUGUUUUUUUUUUCAUCUCUGCAGAGUAUGCUUCCACAUCCAGAUGUUGGGCUUCAGGUCAGGGUACACAGUUUUGCGGCAUGCUCAAAUGCUGGCAGCCGCUCCCCCCUUUUUUAUUAAAAAUCUGUUACUGCAGGACAUGAGUCACAGUUGGGAAAAGAGCUCUUAGGUGCUGCUGGAGAGAGUGGCAGGGGCACAAAGAGUGUUCUCUGUUCUGCCGCAAACUGACUGGGUGCUGGUGAUCUACCGUAUUUUUCGCUCUAUAAGACGCACCAGACCACAAGACGCACCUAGUUUUUGGAGGAGGAAAACAAGAAAAAAAUAUUCUGAAUCUCAGAAGCCAGAACAGCAAGAGGGAUCGCUGCGCAGUGAAAGCAGCAAUCCCUCUUGCUGUUCUGGCUUCUGGGAUAGCUGCGCAGCCUGCAUUUGCUCCAUAAGACGUCACCUUACUUUUUAGGAGGGAAAAAGUGAGUCUUUUUUUUUUUUUUAAAUGAUAUUUAUUGAAAAUUUUUUAGAAUUACAAAAGAAAACAAGGUAGAAAAAGAGAAAGAAAAAACAAAGAAAAAACAAACCACAUCAAACAAUACAAAUUAAUCAAAAGACAAAAAUAUACCACAAACAUUUAAAAACAAAUCCAUUAUUCUCAAAUCCUUAACUGUCAUUACCUUCUUUCUUUGACCUCCUCCUCCUCCCUUUUUUUGUAUCCUAGUUGUUAAUUGUCGCAGCAAAUCCUUUCCAUAUUUCAUAAUAUUCUGUCAUUACAUUACCUUAAUCUAUUUUAAUCUUAUCUUACUAUAGAAAACCUUAAAACCUAAAACUUAAAUCUUAUUUUUACCAACUUCUCAUAACCAUAAUAUUCUUACAUGAUUCUUUAAACAUUUUUGCUAAAGCCAAAUAAUUUCGUUCCAACAUUUUUCUAACAUUCAUCAGUUUUAUAAAACAAUCCUAAUAAUAAAAAAGAAAUAAAAAAACAAUCCAAUCUUCAUCCAGCGUCUCUUCCUCCUGGUCCCGGGUUUUGUCAGUCCUUUUUAUCUCAUCAAUCUAGCGCAUUAACCUGGUAAUCUUAUAUCCGAGGCCCUUAAGUCCCUUCCAUGUCCCUUCCGCGGCUCUUCUUCAUAUUUAUAACUGUAUUUUCCUUUGUCUCCUGCUCCUUUCACUCGUGGGAACUCCAGCUUAGCAAUGUUUUUGACCCUUCUCGACAAAUCAGCCCCUUUUCCAUAGUCCACACUAAACUCCAUAUGGUAUUUAAGAACAUGUUUCAAAGUCUCUCCAAAAUUAAGAGCCCCCACAACCCCAAACAUCUCACGGCCCAUUGCCAGACUUGAAAAGUCCAAACAUCCCUGCAUAGGGGGGUCUAUCCAACCCCCAUUUCCAAACCAAACCAAACUUUAUCUUUCCAAAUCUGGCUUUUUCCAAGUUCAUUUGUCAAAUCCAAAAGCUCAUGUUCCUGCUGGGCCACAGCUCCCUCCAUCUCUGGCGCCCAAGAUUCAGCAACAUCCUCUUCCCUCAUCUGUUCUGUCAGGGCACACUCCUGAUUUAAUUCCUGAGUGGGCUCCAUAUAAUUUCCCACUGCCUGUUCAAAAUUUUUGAUUGCAUCAGUCAUCAAGUCCGUCUUCUCAUGUAGCUGUUCCAGUAGGGCACUUGUUUUACAGAGAGCACACAGCAGAGCUUCUGAAUACAUUGUCCUGCAAGGUCAGAAGUCUAUUCCCACGAUCGUAAUCUGUAACAGCUGCAAGCUCCCGAUUCAGAAUUAGUUACAGUUUCACAGGCUCCUCUAGGGUAAAAACUUCUAUUUGUUCUUUUCUUUUAAAUACAAAUCUAACAACAAAGUUUUUUUUUCCAGAUAUUUUGUCAAUAUUUGUUCCUUUAAAAUGCGAAGGGGAACAAUGGAAUCACUAUGUUUCUCUUCUUUUAGCUAUCUGUCAAAAACGUUUGUCUCUGGUCAAUGAGCUUCAAAAAACGUCAGUCCUGACACCCCGCUCCAGGAUCAAGACGGUGGAAAGUUACUUUACUUUACACUCACUUCUGCAGGUUUAAACAGUUCAGAAAAAAUCCCCCCUCUUCUCCUGCUUCCGAAGGGGGUUCAACAAUCUUAAAUGAUGAAAGUUAGUCCUUUACAAGCGAUUUUCUGAGCUCUAGUUUGCCAUGUCUUUGCUUUAAUCUAUCUACAAAGAAACGGAAGGCUGACUUCCUGUUUAGACCUUCCCGUUUCAGUGCCAAAUUGAAAUAAACUUUUAAGUCCAAUUUUCCUUUCUGCACGCAAGUCCUUAUUUAGAGUCCAAUUGUCCGAAAUUUAAGUACUCACGGGUGAUUGUUUUAGAAGCCAAAUUGUCCCAGGAAAAAGGCAGCGCUCUCCGGCAACGGCUGUGCGGCUUCGCUCCACGGAAGAAGCAGUUGACUCUCAGCACCGCGCCACUUCCCCUCUUCGCUCCGGAGCCCGUUAGUGGGUUCCUUUGUGGGUUGGGGGGGCGCUAAAGGUGCCCGCCGAGUCCCAUGGUCACAGGCUUCACCCGCCUGUGAUUUUUGAAAGGGUCCCCGCUUCGCCGUAGCGGGAAAGACCCGUUUCCCGUGGAGCUGGUCCCUCCAGAUCAGAGGGAAUCCGCCAUUACCGAUGGCGCCACCCUGGAAGUCUGGAAAAAGUGAGUCUUAUAGAGCAAAAAAUACGGUAUUCUCUUGCCCUCAGCUUGUCUUCCGAAACAUGGGGAUUACAGCAUUGGCCUACCUUACAAGGAUGUUGUAAAGCGUAUUUAUUUAUUUCAUGCCAUUUAAAUACUGCUCGAUUGUAAGAAUAAGAAAGAACCUCGAAGCUCUUUAUUGGGAUAAUGGAACGUGCCACAUUUUUAAAUCCCUGGAAAUGUACUACACAAAGGUUUUCUAGAACAAGUUGCCAACUUAAAUUAGACAAGAGCUGAGCACCUUGGUAUUUGGGACAGUCGCUUUUGUUUAAGAAGGCGAUCCCAGAAGGAUGGCCUAGGGCGCUUCCAGACUGUCGCUAUUCCCAUAUCGGCAAAUCCAGGCUGCACAAUUGUGGGUGACAGAGAGGUCUUGCACAAGGAACCCGCUUCCCCGACAAGAUAAUACGUUUUGCGAUAAGGAAAGUGGUCGGGGAAAUUGCCAGUGUGGGAAGAAUCAGAGUGACACUUGGCCUGACGCGACGCCCAUCUAAUCUCCCCAGAAGCAACUACCAGAAUAAUUCACUGGAAAGUGUAAUAUAACAUUUGCUUAACGCAACACUGUCUUAUCUUCCCUUGAAGCAGACCAGGAUGAAUGCCAAGCAAACAAGUCACCUGGUUACAGCCACAGACAUUUUAAGAAAUAUUGUACAACUGUAGAUACGGCUUUAUUGCUUUUCAUUUUCUGAGUGCAUCACCUUUUGCAGUUUAUCUUAUUUUUAUUGUUUUGCACAUCUUAUUGUUUGCACAUUAUAAAUCUUCAGAGUGGGGGUGGGGGAGAAAAAAUGGAUAGUACCUCCCUUAUGCUUUAGGGCAGAUUUUCCUGGGCUUGUAGUUUUCCUUUCCCAUUCCUUCUCAUUUUGCCAGGCUGCAGCCUAGGGUAACGCAGGGCGAUGGCCUGAUCCAGCCACAGUGAAGCCCCAAGUCUUGCUGAAAACCAACUGUGCUUGACUUUGGCUGCAUCACAGACCGUGUGUCUGCAACCUCUGUAAUUUUCUUCAGUGGAUGAAACAUAGUGGUAUGUUGUUGUUUUUUUCCAAAAAAAUAUUUUUUUAAAAAAAAUGUUGGCACAAAGCUUGCUAGUCUAAAGUUGUGCCUUCCAUAUUCAUCUUGUAUUUGACGUGCUGCAGUGUACAAGAGUCCUUCUGUUUUAAACUCUUGCAUCUAGCUCACAAAGUCUUCUCCCAAGCAGGGAUUGCUCACUCAAUGAGAAAAAGUUCAGAUUGUGUGAAGAGCCCUCCUGCUGAAUCAAGGGCCCCUUCAGACCAGUAGGGUGGGUUUUCCUUUUUUUACAGGCACAUUCUGCAUUGCGUCAUUGAUGCAAUGGUUGUGCAUUGUUGUUGUUUAGUUGUUUAGUCGUGUCCGCCUCUUCGUGACCCCAUGGACCAGAGCACGCCAGGCACUUCUGUCUUCUACUGCCUCCCGCAGUUUGGUCAAACUCAUGCUGGUAGCUUCGAGAACACUGUCCCACCAUCUCGUCCUCUGUCGUCCCCUUCUCCUUGUGCCCUCCAUCUUUCCCAACAUCAGGGUCUUUUCCAGGGAGUCUUCUCUUCUCAGGAGGUGGCCAAAGUAUUGGAGCCUCAGCUUCAGGAUCUGUCCUUCCAGUGAGCACUCAGGGCUGAUUUCCUUCAGAAUGGAGAGGUUGGAUCUUCUUGCAGUCCAUGUGACUCUCCAGAUUCUCCUCCAGCACCAGAAUUCAAAAGCAUCCAUUCUUCGGCGAUCAGCGGCAUUAGUGGUGGAUUUAUGCUGGACCGUCCACAAGUCAAUCUGCUUUAUCAGUUGUUCUGUGAUGCUGCUGCAAUGCUGUUGCACGAUUGCCGUCUGGAGGGAAGCUCUCACACGAUAGAGCAACAGAAGCAGGACAAAAAGUAAGAAUAAUCCCAGAACGUUUGCUGUAAGAAAAGUUACAGGAUUUCAGCAGGAAGUUGCCAUAUGUUUGCCCUGAAACUUCUGCAAGAGCAAAAUUUUUUUUUGAAAACAAGGUCAUGUGUGGCAUAAAUGCACAUCUGGAGGGCUCCUAGACUGGCCAGAGGCCUCCCAAAAUGCCACAAGCACGACCUAGAAUCAAACUCACCCCAUCUUCCAUUUUUUAAAAAAUGUUUUAUUUAUUAAAUUUAUACGCUGCCCUUCAUUGAAAGAUCUCAGGGUGGUUAACAGAAUAAAAUACUAUGUGACAACCCUUCAGAUACUUGAUGAUGGCUCUCAUAUCUCGUCUUAGUUUCCUCUUCUCCAGGCUAAACAUAUCCAGCUCCUUUAACCAUUCCUCAUAUGGCUUGGUUUCUAGACCCUUGUUAAUCUUGGUCUCACUUUUCUGCACAGGUUCCAGCUUGUCAACACUCUUAACUAAAUUACGGUGCCCUGAACUAGACACGGUAUUCCAGACGUGGUCUGACCAAGGCAGAAUAGAAUUGGACUAUGACUUCCCUUGAUCUGGACACUUGACUUCUGUUGAAGCAGCCUAGAUUAGUAUUAGCUUUUUUUGCUGCUGCAUCACACUGUGGACUCAAGUUUGUGAUCUGCUAAGACCCCCUAGAAGAUAAAUGACUUAUGCUCAGAUGACUGCUGCUGCUAUCCCUGACCUCUUCUUGUUUCUUCCUGAGUAGCUAGCCAUGACAGCUAAAUGGAACCUCCAUAUUCAGACAAGGUGUAUUUCCAGAUACCGAUUCCUGCAGGACAAAUCAACGGGGAGGGUCAUCGCUUUCCUGCUUUGCUUGUGGGGUUUUUGGGAGCACCUAGUUGGCCACUGUUGGAAACAGGAUGCUAGAGUAGGUGCUCUCAGGCUCACAUUCUAAAAAGUACAGCACAAAACGAAAAGAGGUUGGGAGGGAGGAGGAAAAAAGCAAACUCAGACAUUAGUUCUUGGAUCCGAAGUUCUUAGAAAUGACCAGCUGGAAUUGGAACAGAGCAAGGAGAGGAAAAAUCAGAAGGUGCUGAUUUCUCAGCUGAGCUGAUGGAGUGCUUCUCUUCUUUCUCUCUGCUGUGUGCAGUUUUAUCUUUCUCAUUCCAGCUGCCUCUUUUCUGAUUGUUGAAUUCUCAAUUUGCAGAGGCUCUUGAAAAGUGGAGCCUUGCUGGUUCAGAACAAGGGUCCGGGCUAGCCUCAAGAGUCUGCUACUCACAGUAGCCCAGUGCAGACCAGCAGAAGACCUGCCACAUAGCAAUGGAGAACUCACACACAGGCUGAAAAAGAUCCAUUUUGAGUUUGCAAAUGUUACCUUUAGGGGUAUGGGGAAAGUUGCGAGAUAAAAUAUCAAGCAUGCCCCAAAAUAAAGGGGUUGUGAUGGCCCAGCAUAAUUUUGAUUUCCCCCCUCCCUUUUUCUGCGAUUCAAAUAUUGAUAAGGAAAAGGACAGCAGUCGGGGAGCCACUACAGAAAAGGCCACCCUCCAAAUUUCUCUGGGAUGGGGGACAUAAGAGAAGAGUCUCAGAUGGCAAGCGCAGGGUCGGUUUAUAUGGGGAGAGGUGGUCCUAAAGAUAUUGAGGUCCUGAGCCAUAUAAGCCUUUUUUUCCACAUGUUUAGAGAUAUCUCUAAAAUACUGAAAAAACCUAGCUGCAGUCCUAAACUUGGUCUAUAUUGCUCCAAGUUUGAGUAAGAGCCAAACUUGAUCUUUGCAUUUAGGUAUUUUCAGUGCUUUUGUUCUAAAAAAAUUUAAAUGUUAUGGGGUACUCUCAUUUUCCUACUCAUAUUGAAAUACUGCCCCUCAACGAGGCCAAACUUUGAUUCACAAAAUGUUUAGGGGUAGCGUCCCCCCCCCCAAAAAAAGCACUGGGUAUUUGAAACCUGCACCUGCAGGUAUUUGAGAAAUGCAAAUUGCACCAGCUGUGUGGGGAAUCCCUGAAUCAGAGCAGGUGAGAAGUUUAACCCUUUUCUCUCCUGCUGAAGUCCUGGGGAAUUAUCUCUUCCCUGAAGCUGCCAGUGGAGGAAUUCCACCCCCCCCAGCAAAUACUCUAUUUCAGGAGAGCACCUAGCAGAGGAGAAAAGGGUUAUAUGUCCCUUGACUCUCCAUCUACAGAUCUGUGAGGCGGCUGGCCUUGUGAAGGUUUACAAAGUCUGAUUAGGCCAUCAGCUCUUGUUUCAGCCCCACAUCAUAUCGAGGAGGAGAACAAUAGGGACGCACCUUUAUUUAUUUCCUGCCCUGCCUUCCAAAGGAGCCCUGGGUGGAAAAGGCUUCAGUAAUCAAAAAAUAAAAUUGUUUAAAUACAAUUAAGCUCCAUAAAAUGUCUGAAGCAUGUGGUUGUUUGCCAAGAUUAGUAGCAGAAUGCACGUCAAGUACUGAAUUACGUAUUAAAUUUGUUUGCUAAGACUAGACCUUCCCCCCCAUAACACAUGCUGUAGAAGUUUCACUGAGCGCAGUGGCCCAGGUGAGAUGCAAUGGUUUCUUGGCCUGAUACACUCUUCUUCUUCUUCCUCCUUCCUUUUUUUCACCAGGUCUAUCAAACCAUAGUUUACUUCAUAUGGAGGCCACACUAAACUCUGGUUCCCUCAAACUGUGGAAGGAAGGAAUCUGAAGAGGUUUGCACACAAGCCUAAAGCCCAUUCACAAUGCCCAACAGUUUUGUUACAGCACAGGUGGGGAAUCUGUGGCUCUCCAGAUGUUGCAGGAUUGUACCCCGCCUCACUCCUGACUAUUAUUGGCCAUGUUCAAUGGGGCUGUUGAGAGUCAGAGUCUAGUAACACCGAAACGGUCAUAGAUUCCCCAUCCUUGAAGUAUUUUGCAUUAUCUGAAUUGAUUUAGUGAUCCUCUUAAAAGGCGACUCUUGGAAUUUGCAGAGGUGGCAAAACUGAUGGCCCUGAUAAAAGAUAGAAUCUUUUAAAGAAGCCUGGAAAUUGAAGUGUCAGAAAAUAGCAGAGCAUAUUAAGAAACAUGUUAGAGAGGAUGCAGUUAGAUAAGAUGGAACCUUAAAAUGCAAUUGUAUGUAAUUUGGGUUAUAAACACCAGUGUUGGGUGAGCAGAAAGCCACUAGUUUUGUUGAAUUGGAAUAGAGUUGUUGAGUAACAAAUGUAACUUUCUGUCUGGAAAAAAGAAUAAAGCAUUAUUAUAAAAAAGGUGACUCUUGGGAACGUGCAACUAUUCUUGUAGUUCCCAGGCCCAACGGAUGGAAACUGCCCUUCUGAAUUGCACCAGCCACAGGGCAGGAGUGAUUUCAGUUCUUGAUAAGAUCUGACACUCGGCUGAUGCCCUCUGGGAUCAGCUUUUGAAACCUAGAGGAGAAAUGCUUCGCCUUUGCUCUACCUGGAAAUUUGAAUCGAGCCAAACUGGUCUGUCCCGUCCCAACCAGGAGAGCCAGAUAAAAUGAUCCCCGUUCUUCUACUGCAAACAUUUGCACAUUCAAUGUGUUUCUGAGUGUGAACAGCUUUGCCUAAAGGAUCCUGGGAAAUGUGGCUUUCAGAGAGGCUGACGGCUGCUAUCCCACACUAACAAUAAAAGAAGAAUAUCAGAGCAGCUUGCUGGAUCCGGCCAGCAUCCCAUACGUCUUACCCAGGGGUCAGCAAACUUUCUCAGCAGGGGGCCAGUCCAGCGGGGGGAUACAAAAAAUGGGGGCUUCAGGAGGGUCUGAGGAGUGUUGGAGGGUAUCCUAUUAUGGUGGGAACUGACGGGUCACCCAAACACCAGCUAUGGCUUAUGUAACCUCAACAGUGUUUUUUACUCUGGUAGGGAUGGGCCAGCUGUGAUUUCCAGAGUGUACAGGUCCAAAGAACACCCUGAAUUCUUUGAAGUUCAGCAUGAGCUAUCUGGAAAGGGUUGUACACCAGCUACAGCAGGAGUCACCCCCACUGCUGACCGAGUUCCCAGCUGCGAUCCCUCCAUCACAGGGAGUUGGACUAGAUGACACUUCGGGUCCCUUCUAAUGCUAGAAUUAUAUGAUUCUAUGAGAGAAAGAGAUUGAGAAGGCAUAAAAACAGGGGCCAGCAACCUUUUUCAGCUGUGAACCAGUCCACAUUCUCUCAGAACUUGUGGGGGGCCAGACUAUAUUUUUUUUUGGGGGGGGGGAAUGAACAAAUUCCUGUGCCCCACAAAUAACCCACAGGUGCAUUUUAAAUAAAAGGACACAUUCUACUCAUGUAAAAACACACUGAUUCCUGGACCAUCCGCGGGUCAGAUUGAGAAGGUGAUUGGGCCGCAUCCAGCCACGGGCCUUAGGUUGACUACCCAUGGUCUCACCUUUCAAAUGAUGGACUGAUUGUGAUUUAUCCUCAGUUAAACAUUUGACUAAUUCAGAUGACAACCUUGAGCAUGCUUAAUAACUUUGAGAACUAAAAGAAGAAAAGUCCCUUGAUCCAGGGACAGCCCAUGUAUAUAUUGGAUUAUUCCUACCUCUUUUUCUUAAGGUACCAUUCAUAAUGUAACAAUAUUCUUCACAGCUGUGAGCAGGGCAGUGCGGUGGGGGACGUUGAGACAAGCGACAACAAUUAACGUUGUUCACUGCUCUUGACAAGGUUGCCAGAAAAAGCUUUUCGGUUCCUGAAAUUGGUUCCGAUCAUGCUGAUAAAAUAUAAUGGAUAGAAUUCUACGGGAUGUGGUAUUAGUGUGCAAAAACAGUCCAGAUUCAAUGAUCCCCGGAUGGCGGAGAUGUCAGGUGCUAUCCUGACACCCGGCAUCUUCACUUGGUUGCAAGUGGCUGGACGCCAGGGGCAAAUACAACUGGUGCCUGGCUAAUUCCAAACGGGACGCGGGUGGUGCUGUGGGUGAAACCACAGAGCCUAGGACCUGCCGAUCAGAAGGUCGGCGGUUCAAAUCCCUGCGACGGGGUGAGCUCCCGUUGCUCGGUCCCUGCUCCUGCCAACCUAGUAUCGAAAACAUGAAGUGCAAGUAGAUAAAUAGGUACUGCUCCGGCGGGAAGGUAAACGGCGUUUCCGUGCACUGCUCUGGUUCGCCAGAAGCUGUUUAGUCAUGCUGGCCACAUGACCCGGAAGCUGUACGCCGGCUCCCUCAGCCCAUAAAGUGAGAUGAGCGCCGCAACCCCAGAGUCAGCCACGACUGGACCUAAUGGUCAGGGGUCCCUUUACCUUUACCUUUAAUUCCAAACACUGCUGGGAUACCAUUGCUCCAAGAAACUAGGGACUCCUCCCCGCUUCCCUGUCGCCCUGUGCUUUCUCCCCCCCUUUUUUUCCUAUUUGAACAAUUUAUUAGUUUGCCUGUUUUUACAAGUUUAGAAAAAGAAUCCCAGGAUUUUCCCCCUGUGUGUUCUCGCUUAGCUUCCUCAUGGUCCAUGAUGCCAGCUGAAGUUGUCAGCACAAUGUACCCAAACUGGUGUGAAGGUAGCAGGUUGUUCUGCCACUUGGACGUCAAAUCUGGGGCUGAUCACACCACACUUGUUGAGUCUGCCUGUGAGAUUAACAACAAUCUUCCCAGCUCUGUGAUCAUCAAUGAUCUCAAAUUCACCUAUGUCACCAUGCUUCAUCAUCACGGUUAAGAACCGGAUGAUAACUUUGGAGCAUGGUCUGAUGAGAACUUGACAUUUCCCAUGCUUCUCAGCAUUGUUGAUGCUUUUAAGAGCAUCUGCCAGAAUGUUCACACGCACCAUGAUGCCAGUGCAGCAAUAUGGCGGGAAAAGGCUUUCUAAGGCACAGAUCCACGCUGUCCCGGCUUGGGCUGGGCGCUCCCCCUAACCCCUGCCCCUUUCCCCAGGAAAACCUGCUCUUUAACACUGAAUUGGAACAAACAGCAAUUCGGGUUUUCUGCAGAUUGCCCUGUUUGGCGGGAAAGAGCUGUUUUUCGCAUGGAAAGCGCCAGGCAGAACCGAAAUAAGAAGAAAAGUGCUCUAACCCAGACCUGGAUAGCCUGCCCGCUGUCUAGAAAUUCAGAGCGAAGCAUGAGCCCCAGAUUCUAGUCUUCCCUUUCUUUGUGUGUGUUCUGCUAGCAAUUGCAGGCGUUCCUGUUUAAACCAGCUUCUGACUCUGUUGCUGCUUAGGGUGGUGUUAUGGGCGCCGCCCUUCCUGGCGUUGUCGUUUUCUUGCUGGUGUUUUUAGUUUGGUAGUUUUGUGUCCUCUUGGUUGUGUUUUUGUGUUGUCAUUGACAUCUGCAAGUUGCUUUGAGCAACACAUUGUGGAGAAAGGAUAUUGUGCAGGAGAGGAGCCGGGAUGUCUGGCAGUGAAUGAAGAAUCAUAAUACAGUGGAACCUCGGGUUAAGAACUUAAUUCAUUCCAGAGGUCCGUUCUUAACCUGAAACUGUUCUUAAGCUGAAGCACCACUUUAGCUAAUGGGGCCUCCUGCUGCCGCUGUGCCAUCGGAGCACGAUUUCUGUUCUUAUCCUGAAGCAAAGUUCUUAACCCAAGGUACUAUUUCUGGGUUAGCGGAGUCUGUAACCUGAAGCGUAUGUAACCCGAGGUACCACUGUACCGUUAUACGGAGCUAUGGUAUGACCACAUUUGAAAGACCGUUGCGCAGUUCUGGUCACCACACCCAAAAAAGGAUAUUGCAGAGUCGGAUAAGGUUCAGAAAAGGGCCACCAAAAUUAUCGAGGGGAUGGAGUGACCCUCUGCGUGAGGAAAUAUUUGCAGGGCUUGGGACUCUUUAAGUUCAGAGAAAAUGCAAGUGGUGACAUGACAGAAGAAGGAUAUGAAAUAAUCCAUAGCUUGGAGAAAUUGGAAAGAGAAAACAUUUUCUCCCUUUAUUACAACACUCGAAUUGCUGGAACUGCUAGCAUCCUGUUCUCACGGUAGCCACUCAGAUGACUGUGAGAAAUCAGCAACCAGGAUUCGAACACAAGAGCAGGAUUCGAACUCCCCUCUGCAAUACCGAAGCAUUGCUGCCUCCCGACUGUGGAGGCAGAGCAAUAGCCAUCCUGGGUAGUAGCCACUGAUAGCCCUCUCCUCCUCCAUGAAUUUGUCUAAUCCUCUUUUCAAGCAGCCCAAGUUGGUGAUCAUCCCUGCCUCAUGUGGCAGGGAGUUCCACAGUUUAAACUGUGUACUGCAAGAAGAACUCUCUUUUACAAGAAAGGAGGUUCUGACUAAACAUCAGGAAGAACUUUCUGACAGCAAGAGCUGUUCGACAGGGGAACUGACUUCCUCAGAAGGUGGUAGACUCUUUUUUCAUGCUUUAGUUGCGAUUCCUGCAUUGCGGGGGUUGGACUAGAUGACCCUCCGGGUCCCAACUCUACAAUUCUAGGAUUGGAUGUCCAUGAGAGAGGCAGAAAAGCUUACACACACCGUACUUUUCCGUGUAUAAGAUGUCCCCAUGUAUAAGACGCCCCCUAUUUUGGGGGACUAAAUUUAAAGAAAAUGAAAGGAGAUGGCCCAAAGUUGUUGGGCUUUUUUUAAAGGGGGAAUUGCACGCACGCCAUCACCCCAGCAGGGCCGUUGCUGGGGGUUGGCAAAGUGGGCAGCCGCUCCCCCCCCCCACUGUAGACAGGAAGCUCCCUAGACUGUGGGUCACCAACCAGCUGGCUGGUGGCGCACAGCUCCCUCCCCCCAUGCCACUAUCCGUGUAUAGGACGACCCCAGUUUUUUGACAUGAUUUUUGAGUAAAAAAACCCCUUGUCUAAUACACGGAAAAAUGUGUGUGUGUGUGUGUGUGUGUGUGUGUGUGUGUGUGUAUGUACAUGUAUAUAUUAUAAUACAGUGGUACCUUGGGUUAAGUACUUAAUUCCUUCUGGAGGUCUGUUCUUAACCUGAAACUGUUCUUAACCUGAAGCACCACUUUAGCUAAUGGGGCCUCCUGCCGCCGCACCGCUGGAGCACGAUUUCUGUUCUCAUCCUGAAGCAAAGUUCUUAACCCGAGGUACUAUUUCUGGGUUAGUGGAGUCUGUAACCUGAAGCGUAUGUAACCCGAGGUACCACUGUACAGUGGUACCUUUAGUUGCGAAUGGGAUCCGUUCCCGAGCCCCGUUCGCAACAUGAGCAGAACUCAACCCGCAUCUGCGCAUGCGCGUGACCUCAUUUUUUAGCGUCUGCGCGAGCGGCGAAACCUGGAUGUAACCCUUUCCAGUACUUCUGGGUCGCCGCGGGACGCAACCUGAAAAGACGUAAGCUGAACCGAACGUAACAAGAGGUAUGGAUGUAUAUUAAAGAUUUCUUGGUUUACAAAAGUGUGCGCAAUGUCUCUUUUUUUCAAGAUACAUUUUCUACAGAUCAGUUCCGUUUGUUGAGACGUUAGUGUUACAUUAGGAAGAAAAGGGGGAAAGAGGUGGAGGGGGAAUGGGGGGUGGGGUGGGGUUGGGGGGCAAUGCUUCUAUUUUCUAUCAGAUUGACUCUUGUAAUAAAAAAUUUAAGGUCUUAUAUAUAAAAUAAAUGUUCAUAAAUGUGCCAACCAAGAUGUGUGGACCACAUGUCUGGAGCAGCACAGGAGGACCGCCCUGAAACCAUUUUGACUCCCAAACUGACCAAAUGUUUUCUCUGCAAGGAGGGAGGGGGUGAGGGAACCUCCCCAUUGUCUCAGGAAUUGGGAAAUCACCAUCUCAAAGGAAUGGGCAGACUGCCAGGAAAGACAAUCAGAUAAGGCAUGAUCAGAUAACUUGGCAGACAGGAAAAACAACAACGUUCAAAUUUCUGUUGUAGACCGCCUUUUCUGUGAUGUAGGUAUGAUGUUUGUGGGCGGUGGUCUUGGGUUACACCCCUUCUGUGAUGUAUGUAUGAUGUAUGGAGGGGUGGUCUGGAGCUCCAGGGAAUUUAAAAUGUCUAUAUAAGGGUGGACACACCUUGGUUCUGGGUCCUCCUCCUUUCCUGCGUGUGAGGGGAGCACGCUGUUGCAACAGAUCAAUAAAGAUCAGGCUUACUAGCUGCUUAGCUUCUCAAUAUUCUCUGGUUGGCCUCUGUUAUUUUUGCCUACCGAUAGGGAACCCACUUAAGGACUCUAUAUGGGCUCUUGGAUACCCCAUAAGGGAAGAAGGGCAGAUUUUGUUGACAACACUCUGCAGCAGCCAGCCUUCUCCUCCUUGGUUUAACCUUGGCAGGCGAUGCUUUGAUUGAGAUAGUGGGUAGACGAGAGAGGAGCAGGGGAGAGUAUGGCAGUUGCAGAGGGAAAACCUCCAGUUCCUGUCUGGCCGAAGUGAUGGGAGGCGUGUGCCUCUCUGAACAUUGCGCACUUAUUCGAUGCAACAAGCAUCAAAGAGCCCUAAUGAUGAACUCCGUGUUUCUCCCCUUCCCCCCCCCCCGGCCCUUCCCCGCUUCGGUCUUGCUUUGAGGGCGAAGAAUGUCCUCUGUAGACCCCGAGGCUGGCAAACAGACCUCCUUCUAUUCAGGGAAGGCCCCAUUCCGCAAACAGAAACUUGACUGCUGCCUUCCCCCCCCCCUCCCUUUGCCGGUAGCAAACUGAUGGAGAGAGCCCAGGUGACUGGAAUGUGAGGGAUUUGGAAACACAGGGAGGGGGGUGUGUGUGUAAGCCUGCGGAAAUUGGACACUGCCCUGGGUAGAAGUUCAGUUUUUUGCUAAUGGAAUAAAUUUUGGCUGCUGACGUCUCUGGUGGGAUGUCUCAGGUCGGUGGAAAGUACUGAAAACUUGCAACGAUUCCCCAGCACUUUGGGACCGUUUUAUUCCAUCGGCAAAAUCGCACUUAGGUUGUCGGUCCUUUCCUGUUAUUUUCUCCUGCUUGGUUUUCAUAGCUAAACUUAAAUUUCUUCAAACCUGCGUGGCAAUGACUGAUCAAACCUAUCUGUGGCUCCUCUUGGCUUUUCACUCUGUAAGCCUUUUUGGCUAAAGCAAGGGUUUGGUGCUGCGGGUUAAACCACAGAGCCUUGAACUUGCCGAUCAGAAGGUCGGCAGUUUGAAUCCCCGUGACGGGGUGAGCUCCCGUUGUUCGGUCCCUGCUCCUGCCAACCUAGCAGUUCAAAAGGACGCCAAAGUGCAAGUAGAUAAAUAGGUACCGCUCCGGCGGGAAGGUAAACGGCGUUUCCGUGCGCUGCUCUGGUUCGCCAGAAGCAGCUUAGUCAUGCUGGCCACAUGACCCGGAAGCUGUACACCGGCUCCCUCGGCCGGUAAAGCGAGAUGAGCGCCGCAACCCCAGAGUCGGCCACGACUGGACCUAAUGGUCCUUUACCUUUACCUAGGGUUUUGCCAGACAUUACCAGGAUUUCAAAGGCAGAAUCGACGUCCGGGGGAUUUCUGAAAUGUGUUGCUUUGUCAUGGAUCUCAAUCGAAAAUUCAUGUUUUUGUAAAAAGAAGCUCAAUAACUUUGGGGGUUGUCUAAGAAAAGCGCAACAAUUUUGGGGUCUUCCUAAAAAACUUUGCAACAUUUGGGAUUUUUUUCCUCUCGUUUUGAGCUGUGUUUCCCAAACUUGGGUCUUCAGUUGUUUUUGGACUACAACUCCCAUCAUCCCUAGCUAGCAGGACCAGUGGUCAGGGAUGAUGGGAAGUGUAGUGCAGAAAAAAUAAAAUCUGGAGACUCAAGUUUGGGACACACUGGUUUAGAGAAAAGGUAAGUGAGAAAUGACAUGACAGAAGUUUAUGAGAAAAGCUUUCCUUCGUCUCUCAUAACGCCUAGAACUCAGGCACAGCCCCUGAAGGUGAAUGUUGGAAGAUUCAGAACAGAUAAAAUAAAAGUCCUGUACUUGGGGCAGCAGGUUAGUUUAGGAGGUCCAGGAUGAGCAAGGUGGCAAACAGAACUCUUCUAGUUGAAGGGAUUGGCUUGGGAGAAACAGGCAGGAGUGGGUGGGUGGGUGCUGUGUCUGCUCUCAGCACCUGCUGCCUGAAGCAAACUCCUCACUUUGCCCAACAGUAGGGCCGGCACAUCCCUUCCUACUUAAUGUAGCCCGCACAUGUCUGCCCAGAACACCUGGAGAAGGAUAUCAAUGUACAUCAGUGUGAGCAGGGCUUGUAAAUAAUUAGACCGAUACGACGUCACCAUUUUCUUAUUUCAAGGAUUUGUAUAGCCUGCUUCCCAGCCGUAAGCAACUUCACGAAGAGAUUUAGGGUAAGAUUGAAUCAAAGCACUCAUCAGGAGGUCACAGAAUAAAGAUCAGCAGUACAGAGUUGCAGAAACUCUUAUAAGAGCAGAUAAAACCAUAGUUAUAAGUUAAGGAACAAAUAGGAUAAUUUUGAUGCAACACUAAACAAGCAAUAGUUUUUGGAAACCUGUCUGGGCUAUCUAAUCUCCAUUAAUAUAUUUUCUGAGUAAAAUUUUUAACUUGCUCCCCCCCCCCAUUUUUGAAAGCUGUCAUUCAAAUGGAUGUACCUGUGAGAUUGUUAAAAAGAACAGAACAAAUCAGAACAAAUCUGACACCAACGCUAUGUAGAGAAUAGCCAAAGUUUGCCAUCUACAUGUAUUCAGCAGUCAGUUACAGUAUUUUAAUAUUUUUUGGGAAGCCACCCAGAGUGGCUAGGGAAGCCCAGCCAGAUGGGCGGGGUAUAAAUAAUAAUUAAUUUAUUAUUAUUAUUAUUAUUAUUAUUAUUAUUAUUAUUAUUUAAUCAUAUCCUUUCUCCAAGAAGAUGACUAGAGUGUGUUAGUAUGGUUAGUGCCAAGUGCCUUCUGGUGGUUCCCUCCCUGCGAGAAGUGAGGUUACAGGGAGCCAGGCAGAGGGCCUUCUUGGUGGUGGCACCCACCCUGUGGAACGCCCUCCCAUCAGAUGUCAAGGAAAUUAACAACUAUCUGACUUUUAGAAGACAUCUAAAGGCAGCCCUGUUUGGGGAAGUUUUUAAUGUUUGGUGUUUUUAAUAUUCUGUUGGGGGCCACCCAGAGUGACUGGGGAAACCCAGCCAGAUGGGCGGGGUAUAAAUAAUAAAUUAUUAUUAUUAUUGUGUUGCCCCCAGCUUUGACCCCUUGCUUUGUUUUUACCAUAGGAAGAAAACCCUCUACAGAAGCGUCUUCCUCUCCUUCCUGCUGGUGGUGACGGUGACGGUUUUGCAGCGGGGCAUGGCACCCAGCCAGUUGCUCCAGGGCCAGCCGCAAAAAGAACUUGCGGCCCAGGAGUCCGUGAAAGCUCAGAAGCGGGACGGCGUGCUCCCCGUCGCCAGCGACUUCUGGAAGAAGCAGGGCCCGGCUCUCAAGGCCGCGGAAGCGACGGAGAAGGCGGUGCGGUCUUGGGACGUCACCUCCGUCAACUGCUCUGCCAACCAGAACUUCAGCAAGGAGGACUGGUUCAAAGGUCUGGAGCCCAACUUCCGGCAGUUCAUGCUGUACCGCCACUGCCGGUAUUUCCCCAUGCUGAUCAACCACGCGGAGAAGUGCCGCGGAGACAUCCACCUGCUGAUCGUGGUGAAGUCCAUCAUCACCCAGCACGACCGGCGAGAGGCCAUCCGCCAGACGUGGGGCCAGGAGAGAGAGAUGGAGGGCAGGAAGGUGCGAACCCUCUUCCUCCUGGGCGUGGCCUCCAAAGAAGAGGAGCGGGCCAAUUACCAGAAGCUCCUCGACUAUGAGGACCGCAUCUACGGGGACAUCUUGCAGUGGGACUUCCUGGACAGCUUCUUCAACCUCACCCUCAAGGAAGUCCACUUCCUCAAGUGGUUCAACAUCUACUGCGACCACGUGAGGUACAUCUUCAAGGGCGACGACGACGUCUACGUCAGUCCCAGCAACAUCCUGGAGUUCUUGCAGGACCAGAAGGCGGACAACCUGUUCGUGGGGGAUGUCCUCUUCAAGGCCCGGCCCAUUCGCAAGAAGGAGAACAAGUACUACAUCCCCAACGCCUUGUACAACAAGAACACCUACCCGCCUUAUGCAGGCGGUGGUGGUUUUGUCAUGGAUGGCCCCCUGGCGAAGAAGCUCCACAGAGUCUCAGAGAGCCUGGAGCUCUACCCCAUCGAUGACGUCUUCUUGGGCAUGUGCUUGGAGGUCCUCAAGGUGACGCCUGUGGCCCACGCCGGCUUCAAGACAUUUGGCAUCGUGAAAAACAAGAACAGCAAGAUGAACAAGGAGCCUUGCUUCUACCAGAGCAUGCUGGUGGUCCAUAAACUCCUCCCCUCAGAGCUGCUGGCCAUGUGGGAUCUGGUCCACAGUAACUUGACGUGCUCCAGAAAGCUCCAGAUCCUUUAGCUCUCCCUGUUAUCUCUGUCUGAGGGGGAAACGCUUAAGGGGAAGACAUUGGUUGCCCAGAGCCGUGAGCCAACACCCAGCACUGUCUUUUCCAAUAGUGUUGAAGGAGGAACCAUAUAUUUUUGGGAAGGGGGUGUUUGAAGGGGGACGAAGCUCUGAAAUGUUGAUAUUGGGGGGUAUUUUAUUCCCCCUUUGGUGGUUUUUUUUUUAGGAUGCUGUGAAAGAGAGUUUGACAAAGAUGGGCUGCUCAGCCCUGGAUGUUCUUCUACCAGCUUUCUUGCGGAGAUACCGGAAGGUUCUCUGUGGUGACCAGACCAAAGUAGGGCAGAGAUGCCCCUUUUGUUGCUGUUUGUUUUGUGACAUACUUUUCAGCUGAGGGCUGGUCCCGAAGCUAAGACACAACUCUGUGUGUACGUUUGUGUAUGUGCGAAAGAGCAGACCGUUCAAAAGAGAGCGGAACGAGUUUUUGAACCAACACUUGAAAUAUGAACUCUUCCUCUCCCUUCCUUGCUGUUUGUCGCGGGGAAUUUCAGAGAAAGAACGGUUUGGAAAUUGCUCUGCUUGGGGUGGGAGGUGAUGUUGCUAACAGGCCAGUGUGCCUCUCCUUCGGGCAUGGCUGGCUGCAGAAGUGCCUGUGCGUCUUUCUCACAGAAAUUCCUUUACGAGGGAAAGACGACCCUCAGCCAGCCCUCUCUGAGCUGUGUAACACUCGAUUUCCAUCUUUGCCAACCUGGUGCCCUGAUGUGUUGGCACUAUAACUCCCAGCAGCACUGGCUGCGGCUGACAGAAAUUGUAGUCCAAAACAUCUAUCGAAACGACACCAUCUAUAAACCGAGGCCAGUUUUGUUUUAAAGGGGGAAAAAAGUGUCACCAUGAGGGGAGAGGGAUUUUUGUGUGUGUAUUUUCUCUCUGUGUGGUAACUUAAAACAAGAAACGCAUCCAAAAUUGAAAGGAAGAAAACCCAUCCAACAAUUGUCUUCCAGUUGGGGGGGGGGAGUGAGUCCCCCCUCCUUGGCUGACUGUAUCACAUGGGGGUAUAUUUAACUUUUAAAAGAUAAGUUAUGCAUUUCUUACCUAGAGUUUUCCCUGUAAAGCAGGGAUCUGUCAGUGUGUUCCAGCUGCAUUUUUAUCCUUGCGACCUGUUUGGGCAACAGCCGAUCCCAGGACCUUGAGCCGGCUCUAUUAUUGGGCAGAACGUACAUCGGGCACCAUGUGCCUCUUUCAUAGACGUUACGAGGUGAGAAACUGUUUCCUCCCAACACCCUGGUGUGAAACCAGGCAAGUUUUGCACAUACAGGUACGUUUGUACGCUGUUCCAGCCCCUGGCCACCCACCCACCCUUUAGUCCAAUCCCAUAUUUUAAAUCCAUACUUAAAAAAGAACAGGCAGGAUCCAAAGUAAUAAAAUAAGAUUGAUCCAACGAUAGGCAGGGGACAAACACUUCUGACAAAUUAUAAGGAACUCCAAAAUUCAACAAAGGAAGAUUAUUUAGAUAAGGGAAAAGCCAUGAGAUGUUUUUGAUUGCCUACCAAUUGUAACUUAUCCGUUGUCAUUUCUCGCCCAGUAUUGACUCAGCCCUAAUCAGCCAACUUCUUGCUGUUGAAACUACAAUCUCCAAUUAAACGCUACCUCGAAUUUUGCUGUAAUUGACUCUCACCUACUUCACUCCCCUUGAUGUCGGGCAGGGGAGGCCCAUCCUGUUUUGCCACCUGAGGCGAAAUGGAAAUUGGCAGCUCCUGCCCUGCUCCCUUUUGCAUCCCACCACUUCUGUUGCCACCGCCGCACCCUGGUUCUUGCCAAAAUCAGUGGGAGCCCCGGUGCUCUUCAAAGUGUCGCCGCUUGGCUUCUCCCCUGGGGACAGAAAAGACGAGUGGCAAUGCCAUGUGCCAGAACAGCUCCCUUGCUGGCAGAGCGCCCGUCGCCUCUUGCACUUGUACUGCCUGAGGCAGGUGCUUCCUCCUGGCUCUGAUGUUGGGGGACCACUUCAUCUUGCUUCGUCCCCUACAAGUGGUAAAUUGGGCAAAAGAUGCCUCCUCUCUCAUCCUGUCCCAUCUCACCCCAGCUGUACCAGAUGUUUUGUUCCUGCUGUGGCAGAGUUGGCUGUCUUCGUUUUAAGCACGUCCUUAUCCAAUAAGUAAAUAAUAUACAAGCCGGUCCUUAAGACAUCAUCCAAUUUCACUUGAUUUUAAUCAAAAGUGCCCCUCCAAUGUUGCUGAAAUUCAGGAAUCUUCGUUUUAUUUGGAAGGAGUGCGAAGAGAUCCUUUGGGCGCGAUUUGCUGCGUUGCAAAGGGGGCUUGGAUGAGUAGGGAGAGGCAAUUCUGACCCACAUCCCUUCCUAUUGAUGGGAGAAGAGUUGGAAAGUUUUAGGAUGUGGCCGGUUGCUUGAACUGGUGGAAGGCAGAAUGUUUCAGAGAGGGGUUCAAACAUGUGCCAACCAGCCCACAGCGUGAUUAGGGACUUAAUAUUGAGCGGUGCCACAGCCAGGACAUUGCUUUGCUCAUUGGCUGUCCUCCCUAGCCACCUGCAUGAUGUUUCCCUCUUUCCUUCAUGUAGUAGUUGCACAGACAAGUUGUUCACGCUCCCCAACGACAGAGCCGGCUCCAGGAAAUACCUUCUUGUGCUGUGGGUCGUUCCAACGGCAAAGACUCCGGUCAGACUUUUGAGUGACGUUUAUUACUGUGAAACUUUUAAUUUAUGAUGAUUAUUUUUUCCCCAAGGGGGAGGGGAGGAGGGACACCUGCCCCUCCUCCAAGAAGCAACUGAUUUUUUUAUUCCUGCUCAGUUUCACUUCCAGUGGGAACGGCUGGCACGGUAUCUCAUCCCGGGCUGCGCCUGACGACCAUCGCCUGCGGUGGAAAUCCUUCUGCAAUCUCUAUUUAUGAGAAGACACACGUGCUAUAAUUUAUAUGUGUCUGCAGUGUCUCUGAAUGUCUAUUAUUUAUAGCAGGUUCCGUUGCACACUCAGAAACAGUGUGGAUGCUUGCAGGUCUCUCUUUCUCUGUGUGUUGCUUCGACAUAGUGGAGUUGUACAUAUGAUUGCCAUAAGAUUUAUGGAUAUUUUUGGGGUUUCUAAAUAAAGGUUUGUGCUAAAAAGAAGAAAGGAGAUUGGUUGCAAAUGUGAGAGCACCGGCGUGGAAAUGCAAAGCAAGCAUGAUCCCGCUGGGUGUUUGGAAAGGGGGGUUGUUUAUUCAUACCCAAAAGUUCCCUGCAGGUUUUACUCUGCAAUUCUGUGCUCAUGUAACAAGAAAACCCAUUGGAUCUCAUAAGAUGCAUGUAGCAGGAUAAGGCAAUAAAACCAUGCGCAGC
Podarcis lilfordi (Lilford's wall lizard) is the source of this 27983-nucleotide messenger RNA. The record is from the annotation of a GenBank genome assembly. Lineage: Eukaryota; Metazoa; Chordata; Lepidosauria; Squamata; Lacertidae.